Molecule: messenger RNA, 2337 nt
Organism: Larimichthys crocea (large yellow croaker)
Lineage: Eukaryota; Metazoa; Chordata; Actinopteri; Sciaenidae
Product: cholesterol side-chain cleavage enzyme, mitochondrial
Exons: 9
Coding region: 109-1662 (517 amino acids)
Biological process (GO): cortisol metabolic process; cellular response to peptide hormone stimulus; C21-steroid hormone biosynthetic process
Cellular component (GO): mitochondrial inner membrane
Molecular function (GO): monooxygenase activity; oxidoreductase activity, acting on paired donors, with incorporation or reduction of molecular oxygen; iron ion binding
Source: RefSeq, a predicted model, not a curated record
GCAAGGGGGGCUGACUAUUUAGUCCAGCCUCCUUGUUUUGCAGCAGAUGUCCCUGGGAGAGCCAGAGUUACUGCUGAGGGUAGAGCAGAGAGCAUUUUUAUUGUCAGGAUGGCCAGGUGGAGUGUUUGGCGUAACCCUGUGAUGCUACCCCAAUCCUGGAUUGAAUCGCUGACAACAACAGGUGUGCGCUGCAGCAGCAGUUUACCAGUGGUCAGACAGGCAUACUCAGAGAGUGGCAGCAUCGUCAGGCCUUUCAGUGAGAUUCCUGGACUGUGGAAGAACGGGGUGGCCAACUUGUACAAUUUUUGGAAACUGGAUGGCUUCAGGAACCUUCACCGCAUCAUGUUGCAGAACUUCAACACAUUUGGACCCAUUUACAGAGAAAAAAUAGGUUAUUAUGAAAGUGUAAAUAUCAUCAAUCCUGAAGAUGCUGCUAUCCUGUUCAAAGCGGAGGGCCAUUAUCCUAAAAGGUUGAAAGUUGAAGCCUGGACGUCAUACAGAGACUACAGGAAUCGCAAAUAUGGAGUUUUACUCAAGAAUGGGGAAGACUGGAGGUCAAACCGUGUGAUCCUCAACAAGGAGGUGAUCUGUCCAAAGGUGCUGGAAAACUUUGUGCCUUUGUUGGAGGAAGUUGGCGAAGAUUUUGUGGCCAGAAUUCACAAAAAGAUACAGCGAAGUGGCCAGAACAAAUGGACCACUGACCUUUCUCAGGAACUCUUUAAAUAUGCAUUAGAGUCUGUGAGCUCAGUGCUGUAUGGGGAGCGUUUGGGUUUGAUGCUGGACUACAUUGACCCUGAAGCUCAGCAUUUCAUUGACUGCAUCACCCUCAUGUUCAAGACUACCUCACCCAUGCUGUAUAUACCUCCUGGGCUGUUGAGACAGAUUGGAGCAAAGGUGUGGCGAGACCACGUGGAGGCUUGGGAUGGGAUCUUCAACCAAGCGGACCGCUGCAUCCAUAACAUCUACAGGCAGUUACGUCAGGAGACAGGCACAUCAAACAAAUACCCAGGAGUCCUGGCUAGCCUGCUCAUGCUGGAUAAGCUGUCCAUUGAAGACAUCAAGGCCAGCAUCACUGAACUAAUGGCUGGAGGAGUGGACACAACUUCUAUAACGCUGCAGUGGACGUUGUAUGAACUAGCUAGACAUCCCAGCCUCCAGGAGGAGCUGAGGGCGGAGGUAGCUGCAGCUCGGGCUGAAAGCCAGGGAGACAUGUUGGAGAUGCUGAAGCGGAUUCCUUUGGUCAAAGGAGCUUUGAAGGAAACACUGAGGUUACAUCCAGUUGCAGUGAGUUUGCAAAGAUACAUAGCAGAAGAUAUCAUUAUUCAAAACUACCACAUCCCAGCAGGGACUCUGGUCCAGUUAGGGCUGUAUGCAAUGGGCAGAGACCCCAAAGUGUUUUUUCGUCCGGAGCAGUAUCAGCCCUCCCGUUGGCUGAGGACAGAGACACACUACUUCAGGAGCCUGGGCUUCGGCUUCGGCCCCCGUCAGUGUUUAGGGCGCAGAAUAGCUGAGGCAGAGAUGCAAAUCUUCCUUAUCCAUAUGCUCGAGAACUUCAGAGUGGAGAAACAGCGCCAUGUGGAAGUGCAGAGUACCUUUGAGCUCAUUCUCUUACCAGACAAGCCUAUAAUAUUAACUUUGAAGCCUCUAGAUAAUGGUCGAUAACACCAAGUUUUCUGAAAGUAUUGUUGUGGCUUUUUCUGUUGAAUAAGGUACAAGGGUCAAGUCUUGUACCUCUGGAAGUUUAAGGUUCACAAAAGCUGUCAAAUGAAUGAGCAAUAAGCAGAUUAGAAAACAUUUACACUAACCUUUACAUUACCUCCCUUUGAGCAUUCUAUAAUCACAGAAACAACUUUCAUUAACCACAGUGGUGACUUUUGAAUAUCACCAUUAGCAUCCUAGUGCACAAAAUCAGUGAGACAUAAUGUAAUGUUUUGCUACUGAGCCCAUACAGCUCUUUUUUUCGUUCUGUUUUUGGGUUCUCAGAUAAAAAAGGCUGAUUUCUGUAACCUUUUAUCACAGUUAAUUGUAAAGGACUUCGUAAAACACCACAAUAUAAAUAAUAAAUAAAGCUAGAUUAAAGAUUUGGGUGGAGAGAAGGGGUGGGGCGACGGAAAGGAAAGAAAAAGCUAAAAACAUGCACGAACAAAUUACCUCAGUAAUUCCAAACCUAGUGAAUACAAUAAUUAUAUUACUUAGUGAGUUAUAAUGGAAAUGUGUAUUCUGUGUGUACAACAUAUAAAACUGGAAUGUACAGAACCUUUAAUCCAUGUGCACAUGGAAUAAGUAUUUUAAAAACCUACCUGUAUAAACCUCUGAUGAAUAAAAUGAUUAAAAAUA